This is a messenger RNA of Equus quagga, 5174 nucleotides long. RefSeq names its product ALG9 alpha-1,2-mannosyltransferase (gene ALG9). Lineage: Eukaryota; Metazoa; Chordata; Mammalia; Perissodactyla; Equidae. Gene Ontology annotation, molecular function: alpha-1,2-mannosyltransferase activity. Gene Ontology annotation, cellular component: endoplasmic reticulum membrane. The record is from RefSeq and is a predicted model, not a curated record. The transcript is spliced from 16 exons. The coding region runs from base 102 to 1970 and encodes 622 amino acids. Gene Ontology annotation, biological process: protein N-linked glycosylation.
UCUUUUGUCCCUCGGCGGACACCGUUUGCCAGCCAAAGCUAUGUCUCCACGUUCGCCGCCCUCGUAGGGUGCCGAAUGCUACCUGCUUGUCCACGUCUGCCAUGGCAAGCCGAGGGGUCCGGCAGCGUCUGAAGGGAAGCGGGGGCAGCGGCGGGGACACGGCCUCCGCUGCGGACAAGCUGCGGGAGCUGCUGUGCAGCCGCGAGGCGGGCGUCGGGGAGCCGCGGAGCGAGUUAUCUGGGAACAAAGCAGGACAAGUGUGGGCACCUGAAGGAUCUACUGCUUUCAAGUAUCUGCUCUCAGCAAGGUUAUGUGCUGCUCUCCUGAGCAACAUCUCUGACUGUGAUGAAACAUUCAACUACUGGGAACCAACACAUUACCUCAUCUAUGGGAAGGGGUUUCAGACUUGGGAAUAUUCCCCAGCUUAUGCCAUUCGUUCCUAUGCUUAUCUGUUGCUUCAUGCCUGGCCAGCUGCGUUUCAUGCAAGAAUUCUACAAACCAAUAAGAUUCUUGUCUUUUACUUUUUACGAUGUCUUCUGGCUUUUGUGAGCUGUAUCUGUGAACUUUACUUUUAUAAAGCUGUGUGCAAGAAGUUUGGACUGCAUGUGAGUCGAAUGAUGCUAGCCUUCUUGGUUCUCAGCACUGGCAUGUUUUGCUCAUCAUCGGCUUUCCUUCCUAGCAGUUUCUGUAUGUACACUACAUUGAUAGCCAUGACUGGCUGGUAUAUGGACAAGACUUCCAUUGCUGUGCUUGGAGUAGCAGCUGGGACCAUCUUAGGCUGGCCAUUCAGUGCAGCUCUUGGUUUACCUAUUGCCUUUGACUUGCUGGUCAUGAAACAUAGGUGGAAGAGUUUCUUUCAAUGGUCGCUGGUGGCCCUCAUGCUCUUUCUGGUGCCUGUGGUGGUCAUUGACAGCUACUACUAUGGAAAGUUGGUGAUUGCACCACUAAACAUUGUUUUGUAUAAUGUCUUUACUCCUCAUGGACCUGAUCUCUAUGGUACAGAACCCUGGUAUUUCUAUUUAAUUAAUGGAUUUCUAAAUUUUAAUGUAGCCUUUGCUUUGGCUCUCCUGGUCUUACCACUGACUUCUCUUAUGGAAUACCUACUGCAGAGAUUUCACGUUCAGAAUUUAGGCUACCCAUAUUGGCUUACCUUGGCUCCAAUGUAUAUUUGGUUUAUAAUUUUCUUCAUCCAGCCUCACAAAGAGGAGAGGUUUCUUUUCCCUGUAUAUCCACUUAUAUGUCUGUGUGGCGCUGUGGCCCUUUCUGCACUUCAGAAAUGUUACCACUUCGUAUUUCAGCGAUACCGCCUGGAGCACUAUACCGUGACGUCAAAUUGGCUGGCAUUAGGAACACUCUUCCUGUUUGGGCUCCUAUCCUUUUCUCGCUCUGUGGCACUGUUCAGAGGGUAUCAUGGGCCCCUUGAUUUGUAUCCAGAAUUUUACCGAAUUGCCACGGACCCAACCAUCCACACUGUGCCAGAAGGCAGACCUGUGAAUGUCUGCGUAGGAAAAGAGUGGUAUCGAUUUCCCAGCAGCUUCCUUCUGCCCGAUAACUGGCAGCUUCAGUUCAUUCCAUCAGAGUUCAGGGGCCAGUUACCAAAACCUUUUGCAGAGGGACCACUGGCCACCCGGAUUGUUCCUAUUGACAUGAAUGACCAGAACCUAGAGGAGCCAUCCAGAUAUAUUGACAUCAGUAAAUGCCAUUAUUUAGUGGAUUUGGACACCAUGAGAGAAACACCCCGGGAGCCGAAAUAUUCAUCCAAUAGAGAAGAGUGGAUCAGCUUGGCCUACAGACCAUUCCUUGAUGCUUCUAGAUCUUCAAAGCUGUUGCGGGCAUUCUAUGUCCCCUUCCUGUCAGAUCAGUAUACAGUAUAUGCAAACUACUCCAUCCUCAAGCCCCGGAAAGCAAAGCAAAUCAGAAAGAAAAGUGGAGACCGGAGAAGAGCAGAACCAGCUUACAGGAAGAAUUGAAAAUCCCCAAACUGGAUGGCUGUGUUAAGCUGUUCUCCACACUCUGGCCUGGCAUCCAAGAACUACAAGCCUCUCUUGGGCCAUAUGGGCUUCUCCACCAAAGCUGUUUGGCAGCUCCUAGCAGACCUUCUUGUUCAAAUCCUAAUGCUGAAAAUGAGCACAGCCUAGUUGCCAACCUAUAUGUCCUUUUCACCUCCAGCAAGACUAAGCUUUUCUACCGCACUUCACAGGACUAGGACCCUGUCCUAGAGCUAUCUCAGGAAAAAGGCAACCAUUUGAGGAACUGUGACCUAAUUUCGUUACGUAGGAUGCCUCUUAUUUUCAUUUUAUUCCUUUACAACAAACUCUAACUGUAUGUUUGUUUGGUUUUUUUAAGUUUUAGCAUGCAAUAUUUCUUGAAUUCAAGACUUCCCUGUAUAAAGGUAUCAACAGACCAGACUAUAACUGUACAGGAUAUAUUUGGAGAAAACUAAUUCUAUCAAUUGAUAGAUUUAGAUGACAUCACAUUUUUAAUUAAUUUAUUCUGAGGCCAUUUCUGAAGAAAUUAAGAAUUUCCCCUUUUUAACAACCCUUGUGAAAAAGAUAAGUGUAUAUUUAUAGCGCCUGUUUUUGAAUUCUAUUUAUUGCAAAGCACAUCCUGCAUGGGGCACGGCUAGUCAAGUAGGCAAUAAUAAGGACCUAAUUAAAGUGUAAUAAGUAUAUACUAUUACUUUACCUUUACAUACAGUAUUUCAUAGUUUACAAAGCUCUUUCACAUUAUUUCAUUUGAUCUUUACAGUCACAACGUGAGGUGGACAAGGCAAGUGCUUUUGUCCCCAUUUUACAGAUGAAGAAACUGAGACUAUAAGGGGAGGUAAAGUGACUUGCCCAAGGUCACACAGCCAGUAGUAGUGCUAGGACUAGGACCUAGGUUGCCUAAUCUCAUCUAUUGCUCUUCCAUACUUCCUCACUUGACUAUGGAAACACUACUUGAAAGAAUGAUGAGGUUGGCCAGAGACCUGAUUGAUAAUGUAACUUUCUAUUUUAAGGAAGAAUUUUAUCUGUAUUUCUUUCAGUUCUUUGGAGCCUCUGGUCUGCCUGUUGGUCAGACCAUCACAGCAGUGCUCCGUGAUACAGCCAGCCUGUGGCAGGAAAGUAGUGCUUAUGUUUGGAGAUCAUGCUCCUUUGCAGCCACACAGGAUCCCAUAUCAGUUCCAUUUCUGUAGUCAAUCUGGGGUCACAUUAUAGGUGCCUUAUUUCCCUAAGGGUAAUUGUGUCUAGGAUCUGCAAAUAGGAUGAAUCUAUUUUUCAGAGUUUCCAUCUUUCAUUUUUCAAAGAGAAGGGCAUUUCAAUAGGAACUGAUCCCAAGAGAGGAGAAAACAAGUGAUAAGGGAAGAAAUGGCAAGUUCCCAUAUAAAAAGUCUCCUCUUUAGGAUCCCCUGUAAGGGAGUAUCUGGGAUGGGGUUGAGGCACUGGAGAGGCAAUAAAUCUAGACAGUAUAGAAUGAUAACUAGAGUGAUUAUAGACUGGGGUCCCAUUUGCUGCAUUAAAGAUUUGUGGCAUGUAAUUCUCAAUACUUGAUUACUGUUUUCCAGGGCAAAUAUUGGCACAUGUGGUCUCACUACAGGACAGAGAAUUUUCAGUGAAAUAUCUUGCCAUACCUGCAGUAAUAGUGUAUUGUCUCCUACAGUGGGUGAGGUCUUCUACUUUCUGCAGAGGUCAAUAAGAGAGUCCAGUAAUGGAGGUCCAUGAUGAGUGGCUUUUUUUCUAAUCAAAGUGGUACAGUGCUGAUCUAUUUUAUCAUCUUGCAUGUUAAAAAAAAUCCUUCUGAGCAAGAGCUUACUGUAAUAUAGCACAAAACAGGUCACGAUUGAUCCAGGGAUUCCUUAGGAAUAUCAGUUCCUAUCCCUUUUAAAACGUGAUUUUGUUUUUUUCUGUUCUAUGUAUAUUUUUAGUGAGAGCACAAUAAAUUGCAGAACACUGUGCCAAAUGCUAUAGAUGAAGGAUAUGAAAGUGAAUUGUUUUUGUUGUGAAGGUGUUUUUCAUGGGAUACUGUUUAAGGACAUUUAAAAAUCUCCAUCUCAGCAAUACAGGGAGAUUAGCUUUGCCUGGGAAAAAGAGUUUUCAAAACACCUGGUCAGAGUAGCAUUUCUCCUCCAGAGAAUCAGUGUUCCUCGUGAGCUGACUGCUCUGCUCACUGAAAGGAUAAAGUAUCUGAGGUACUUAUUUCUCCCUAGAUUGUUGAGUAUUUGUAAUAACCUUUGAUGAUGGAGCUGAGUGAGGGUGUGGGUGUACUUGGCAAUUCCAGGGCCCUCUGAUCUCUAGAUCUUAAGCAACCUUAUCUGAACCCCAGAUCUUAUGACACUGAGUCCCAUUAUUGAAGCAGACUGUGUAGUAGGCAUCUAUUAUCAAAGUUUACCUGUUACCCAGUAGGUGUCAUCUGAUAAGAAAGAAGACCAGUGGUUUUAAUCUCUUGGGAUAAUCACAGAAAAUUGAAGCCCAUACUCUUUAUUACUGAAGUCAAGAUUAGAAACAGACUCUUUGUUUUAAAUCAAGGUGGUUCUUGAUCCCAACCGUUAAUUUGGGUCAUUUUUCCUAGUUUGGAGUUGUGGAAAAGAACCUUCAAAACCCCAUGUGAUUCUGCAGCAUUAGAUCUGGAGUGACCAUUUGGGCAAAGCACCCAUGGCAGUCCUUUAUUGUGUUUUGCAUUUCAUGGGAUUUAUUGCAAUUAGAAUUCAUUGUGAUUAUGCUGUCUUCUGCCCAGUAUCCGGCAGCUCUGCUUUUAAUUUGGUUAAUUUUAUUUUCUCUGAAGAGACAAAAGAGGCACAAUUUAAUCUUUGCCUCCACAGGCAUGUUGAAGUUCAUGUGUUAAUUCAUUCUUGCGCUGCUAUGUUAAAUACCUUGGGUAAAUGGAUAAAUGGACAUGUGCUUAGCUUUAAUUUUUUUGCAACAGAAAGAUCAGACUUCUGUAUGGCAUUGUUGGGUUUCAGAGGCUCUCUAGUGUUUUGGUAAAUCUAAAUGAAAGUUGCCUUUAAUUUUUCCAAUAUAUAUAACCAUGUGAUUCAUGCUGCAGAUGAAAUCGGGAAGCAGUACAGUAUGGAAGCAAGAGUAUUGCCCAGUUCAUUUGUCUUCCUGAUCCUUGUACUUUAUUUCAUGUGUCAGUGUUUACAUUACAUACUUGUGUUUUCUGUGAAAGAAAAAGUUUAAUAAAUCUUGGCAGUCUGA